Suillus clintonianus is the source of this 1449-nucleotide messenger RNA. RefSeq lists its product as uncharacterized. The transcript has 3 exons. Bases 1 to 1449 code for a protein of 482 amino acids. The record is from RefSeq and is a predicted model, not a curated record. Lineage: Eukaryota; Fungi; Basidiomycota; Agaricomycetes; Boletales; Suillaceae.
AUGUGCAAAUCGUCCUCGGAGCUUCAGUACAUCAUUGAACUGGGUGGUCAGCGACUGCUCCCUGUCGUUGAUACGAAUCUUUACAAUUACACUCCUAUUUCCAAGCGCCUACAACUCUUGAGGGAUAAGACCCGUGCAUGGUUUAAGUUUGACAUUAAUUCUGUGGAAACAGUCUCUAUACCAGACCAAUUCUAUGACGGAAGGCUAUCCCUCGCCGAUGGGCAUCUCUGCCUCUACAACCGAGAUGAAGAUUCAGCCAAGAUCUUUCCAAUACUACCAAAGCCCUCACAACAAACAAUUGAGCGUGGUUUCUCUCCACGAUCCCUGUGUUUAGUUCCAAACACAGACAUCAUCGAUGUGUUCAUGGACCCAGCGCAAAACCUGAUUGCCAUCGCGUAUGUCAUUACUGAAGGCGUUUGCCAGCCGGGUGGUGUGAGGUUCUUUAUUGAACUUAAUGCCCUGGAUGGAGGUGGUGUCCACCCCCAAGCUGCUGGACGGACUUUGUUUAUGUCGGGGCCACCCCAAUGCGAGAACAUCCGCUUUGAAAUAAACAGUGGGAAGCUCAAGGGUUUUGGGAGGCGUAUCGCUCUCUGGUGCUCUCUGCGGUUCAAUGGUGCGGGCAGCUACACAUUCAACCGGACCAUGUGGUGGUUGCAGAUUUGGGACUGGCAACACUCAACAACGUCCAUUAGCGUCCUCAGUGACACUUUUAACUCAGUUCCUGAUGACUCGAUGGAUUUUUGUUUCCUCGGAGAUGAUAGAUUACUGAUUGCCAGCUACAGCUUGAAGGUCUACUCAAUCGAAGAUAUGUCUCAAGCGCCGCAAUUCCUGGCGUGCUUCUUGUUGCCAGUACCGCCAAUGAUGAAGAUAAGGUGCAUCCUCCCAAUGGACGACAUUGCACAUAGCUCACAAUCACAGAUGCAGGCCCAACAAACAAUGUGGACAUUGGACCCUCAACAUCGACUAAUAUCCCUUCUCACGUUCUAUCCGCAUCUUAUCUUCAUCAUUUCCACCAGGAUUUUCUUUGACCUUGACGUCUUUGAAGGAAUGGUUGCAGCAAUACCGUGGAAAUAUUGGGGCCCUUUAAAUGCUCGUGUUUUCUAUGACCAACAUCCAUGGAUUCUUGGCGUUAGCGGGAAUCGAGUUUUGUUUCGUGCAGCGGAUAGCGUCACGGGGUGUAGGUUACAUAUGAUGGACUUCAACCCGUUAGCUGUCAAGUGCAGGCAGGGUCUAGGACGAGUGGUGAAAGAGUCAUCUACGAUAAAAAUCAGUGAGUGGGGGGAGGACGUAACAUCGUCUCUGCCUUACGUCGAGAUCGUGUUGGACAGAAGGUUCGGUUCUUGCACUUUAGACGAUAUAUGGGUUGAUAAGGACAGAAUAUAUCUGCUCAAGAUGACUCAAGAAGUCAAUGGUACAGACCAGCUUGAACUUGAAGUCAUUGAUAUUUAG